AUGGCGUUUGAUCUCGUUCGAAAACGUCUCACUAAAGAACUCAAAUUACUAAUAGAAAAUCCUACGCCUGGCAUUCGAGUCGUCGAUGAUAAUUCCGAUAUGCGAAAAAUUCGAAUUGAUAUUGAAGGUGCAUCAGGAACAUUAUAUGAUGGUGAAAAUUUUCAAUUACUAUUCAAAUUUUCGGAUCAAUAUCCAUUUGAUUCACCACAAGUAAUCAAAUUAAAUUAUCAUAUAUAA
Molecule: messenger RNA, 237 nt
Organism: Rotaria sp. Silwood1
Lineage: Eukaryota; Metazoa; Rotifera; Eurotatoria; Philodinida; Philodinidae
Source: the annotation of a GenBank genome assembly